Messenger RNA from Chara braunii, 1375 nucleotides. The record is from the annotation of a GenBank genome assembly. NCBI's taxonomy places the organism in Eukaryota, Viridiplantae, Streptophyta, Charophyceae, Charales, Characeae.
UGCUUCUUGCACUGAGAUAAGUUCUUCUUUGUUCACCAUGUGGACCUCCCACCCUGUGGAAGACUAAGACGAUCUUAGCUCCUACUUCAUUAAAUACAGAUACUUCUUACCCAGACUGAGAUUCAGGUUGGGUAAGACCACUGUUAGACACUUUCCUCCAUAUAUUGUCACAUAUCCAUCAACUAAAAGAGCACGCUUUGUGCUGCUGCACGAUUGAGAAAGGCAGUGGGCCAAGGGGAGCACAGAGAGGAAGUGGAAGAGGUGGGUGACGGCCACCCACCCCAACAUCCCAACACACACAUGCCUGGACUGUGAAUAUAUCCCCAUACAUGGACUGUACAAAUUCCCAAACUUUCUUAUGUUGUCGCCUCUAAAAGCUCAGGUAACUUUUAUUGAAGCUUAUGAUGAGGGCAAAACAAAAUUCACCAUUGCGGUUGGAGCUCCAAGACACAACGCCGUCUAUUCUUUUUUAUCACACGUAGGGACUUCACCACUGCGGUUGGAGCUCCAAGGCACAAAGCGGUCUCAUUCCCCUAGAUCACAAAGUAGGGAGUAUCGGAACAUGUCUUACAUUUCGCCUCUCAAGCUGGGGAGAAAGGAAAAACUCCUACGAAACGCACUUGCCGAUCUCAGUCGCUCUGAGCAAUGUCUCAGUGCAUAUUCACAUGAGGACUUCCGCAACAUCCCAGAAAGUCCUAGAGUGAGUAUGCCUGCGGACAGAUUCAACAACUGUGGUAGAGAGAACUCUCAUCUAUCCCUCCUAAACUGGAAUACAGAACUCCUUGACAACAGUAACUGAAAUCCGACCCCACGCCUUACACCCUCGCCUUCAAUCAAAGAAAGUCCUGAUCUCAUCAUGUUCAUUCUCACAAAUUGUCUUCUCUCUCUUGCUCUGCUGGAUUUCUGAACUCCUCAACAACCACCCCUGAAAUCCGACGCCAUUCCCUCAUUCUCAGCUGGUCCUCAAGGCACAAAACUAAAUGCAAGUACAUUAAUCUUCAGUGAAGUGCUGCUCCCUUUCCGCUGCAAUUAUCUUCCGCAAAGAGAGUAGAAUCACUGAAGACAUGCACAGCUUCAACAUCCACUUCUUCCUAGUAGCUAACAAGAUUUCCAGUAGAAGAUUGAGGAUGCUACCGAGAAACAGACACAGGGAUUCAUCACUGAACUACCAUUACAACAGUAUGGAUGAACAGAAAACUGCACUUCACCUCUCUACUCACCAAAACCUCUCCCAUUAUAGCCUUUGUGGAUGUUGUAAACUGUCACUGCAACAACCCGUUUUCCACCCAGAUGAGCAGAUCGGAAAUUGAAACAGCUUUACCUCUGUAGCAAACAACAUGAUGCAUGCUGAGAUUAGCCGAUCCAAUAUCGAAAC